AUGCCUGCGGAGCUCGUAGGCGCCUCCUACCGCUGCUCCACCUGCGGCCAAGAGCUUGCUGAGGCCGCAUCCUUGCUGCCGGCAUCAGAUUCACGCGUGGUGCCCUGCUCCGGCAUCACGGCUCGCAGCUGCGAAGUUGCCGGCAAAACAACUCUGCAGUUUUCCACGUGCCAAUCCUUCGUCAUCAAUCCCUUCCCUCGACGCUUCGAGCUGGUCCUGGUGGAGAAGAUUGUUGCCAGAGCCGCCUCGGAAAUAGGCCAGAAGAUACCUUGCUAUUCUGGUUCAGCCGGCGAUCUCCCUGUGUCAGGACCACAUUGGCCUCUAGGAAGCAAGGAUGCCGACUGGCGGCUAGGCAGGACUCUGGAGUCUUUUUUGACGGCCCCUCCACGACGAGAGGAGCUGGAACGUUUGCUCGGUUUUAGCUUGGAUCCAGCUACCUAUCGGAAACUGGCAGCUGGGCCUUCCGGCUUGCCAAAGCCGGGUGGCAUGGAUGAGGCCCCUCCCAACCCUCCUGAGGAGCCAGAGCCUUCGGAGCUUGACCUUCCGGAGGAGCCAGCCCCUCUGCCAGCACCCAAGCUGGAGGAGACCAGCUCUUUGGUGCAGGCAUCGCAAGACGGGACCCCGCCGAAGCCCAAGCCUCCAUUGUCUCCUGGAAGCCCGGUCGAGAUUCUUGCCGUGAAGCUGGCCCCCAAAGCUGGCCCGAGAAAAUCCUCUCCAACAGGGUUGGCCAGUCAGCUUGCAGCCUUGCCACCGGCAAAGCUCAAGGAGCUUCUGGCAGUGGUGAACGACAAGUGGCUGGCGGCUGGGCCUAAGGACUUCGUUCACCAUGGAGGUGAUGAUCCGACACGGCGCAAGCUGGCGUUCGAUGGCCCAGUCUCCGAUGGUGAGGGCUCUACUUCAGCCGGGAGUUCAGGCUCGGCAUCCAAUCCGGACCAGCUGGAGACCCAGCUUUGGGCUGCGGAGCCCGAAGCCUACAUAAAUGAUUGGCUGGCGAACGAGCGCGCUGAGCAUGCAGCUGCCCGGGAGGAGGCCGAGAGCAAGAAACGUGAAGAAGCUAAGGAUCGGGAAGUCAGGCAGCAGCGCUUGAACCGGACAAAGCCCAUGCUCGAGGCGGAGUCUGCGAUGGUGCUCACACGGCAGCAACAGCUGGCUUUGUCCGCCGGCAAGAAGGGCAAGUUGCCGAAGGUCGACACGGGCCCCGCCAAGGCCCCUGCCGAGUCAGAACCUGAAGCUGAACGUGACGAGGAGAUGCCCGACACAGAGUUGUGCCCCCGCAAGCCGAGGGCCGCUGCGGGCACAGCCAAGGCCAAAGCGAAGGCCAAGGCCAAAGCUUUGCCUAAGUCCGGUGGGAAAAAGUCGAAGGCUCGUGAGAAUCAUGAAGAUGGCGACGAGCCGACUGACAAUGAUGGCUCAGCACCUGCUCCUUCGGUGCCGAAGAAGUCCAGGAAGCUUCUGAGCAAGCGGUCGAAGUGCCGUAUGGUCUUCAAGUGCAAGAAGGGUAAGAAAAAAGCCAGGGCAGUGGAAACUGCUGAUGACGACUGGACCCUGUAUUACGGUGAUGAUGACGCUGGGGGGGAGGAAGAGGGGGAAGUAGAGGAGGAAGCUCCUCCUGCUGAUCCCCCUGCUCGGUCUGUUCGUGCGAAGAAGGCGAAGACGGCCCACGUGGAGGAGCCGGAGGCGGAGGAAGAGGAGAACGAGGACAAGGAGCAGGAGGACGAGACCCCCCCUUCCACGUUUGCCCGCCGAUAUUGCCCGGCACGCCCACUUUUCCGAGCCAAAUGGAUGGGAAUCAGGGAAGCCUUCCAGGUCCGCAUCUUGCCCUUCGUCAAAUUCCCGUGCAAGCUGGAGGACGAUGACUUCUGGAAGUACGUGGCCCAGGCUACUAAGGAGGACAAGAUCACUGACCCAGCUGCCUGGGCGAGGGUGGCCAAGAACCUCACUUUUUCCUUUUUGAUGGACGCUGGCAUCAGCAAGACAUGGUCCAGCGAUGGGGAGGAUCUCUUCAAUGGUAAGAAAAAGGCUACCGUGAAGAGAUACGAGCAGGUCUUCAUCCUCGCCGUGCUGUGCCUGUUGUUCAACGAACGCUUCAGGACUCAGAAGGAGUUUGUAUUCGUCGAGCACUAUGCGGGUUCCAAAGUCCUGUCUGGGGAGAUCGGGUCCAAAUACGGGCGAACUGCUGCAUUGGACAUCGAAUUUCACCGUGGAAUGGAUAUUCUAUCUCCAGCCGGCUUUGCGAGCGCUGCACAUUCUGUCCAUCCUGUACGGACGUCGCUCAGGCUUCACAUUGUGGUCUGGCCUCCAGUGUUCCUCUUGGGUCUUCGUCUGCAGAUUCUGGAUGAUGCACUACAAGCACAAGUGUCCAAAGAGGUUGGAAAAGAUGGUCGGGUGAAGUUUUCUGGAAAUUCCAUGUUGAAAUACACGAAAGAGUUUGCCCAGCACAUGGUCAAGCUCUUGCCGGGCUUCAACGAGUCCGCGGCUCUGCGUCCCACCUCCAUGAUAGAUACCUCGACGAUUGACAAGCUUCGGAGCAUGGAUAUGGGUGCACAGGAUUGGUCGGAAGCUGGCGUUCCGGAGCUACUGCAGUACGUAUACGGAGCUAGGGGGUUGGUCAUCCCUCCAGACUUGCAACAGGCCCUGGAAAUUUCUCAGUGUGAUGUCAAGACCGAGCCGGCCACAGACACGCAGAUCGCCGCGACGCGCAAGCUGCCCAAGCCUGAGCUGCUGUACAAGAUGGAGAUUCUCAAGGCAGCCAUGACUGCCCAGCAGGAGGAGCUUCAACAGCUCCGUGAGCACAAGCAGGAGGCCCAGCAGCCUGCGGCCGUUGACAAGCCCGUGCAAGCAGUGCCGGCUGAGAAGCCAGCGCUGUCUCAGCCUGCGGCAGGGAAGCAAGCUCCGGCAGCGGCAGACUGUCGUUGUGAGGUUGUUAGCAAGAGCCCGAGUUCUCGAGGCUCCAAGCGCCCGUGCCCUGCGACAGCAACGGAAGACCCGAAACCGAAGAAGGCGGUAGGUACUGAUGCCGAAGACCCCGAACCUGAUUCGGAUGAUGAGCCACCGAAAGUGCUAAACUUUAGCAACCUUAGCAAGCUUGAGAAGGAGAAGGUGAGGCGGAUCGUCACCCCAAAGAAAGGUUCGGGGAACUUGGAGGUGCCAGAGAACAUCUUCGAGAUGUGGAAGGACGCUGCAAAGGGCAGGGACAAUUUGUUCCGCAUGUGGGCAAAGUCCGGAGGUGUCAAGGCUGUCUUCAUGGAAUCCCUCGUCAUCAUGAACCGUACGACCAGAAGCAAGAAGCUGGAAGUGAAAGGUGGUUUCUACAGUAAAGAAGACAUGAAGAACGAGCUGAGCUACUCGCAGUCCCGCAUCGAGAAGAUCGCCGCCUGGGCCGAGAAGAAAGGGCUGGUUCGAACCUGUGAGUACGAUGAUGAGACUCUCGAGUUCUGGGUCAAUACGAGAACUUUGGGAACCCUGACAAAAGAAGACAUGGAGAUGUUGGAGCGCGAGAAGCGGUACUCGGGCGAAGGCGGAACCGACUUGACCUUCACCCCGGGAGUUCACCUUGAUGGCUUCACGUUCUCUGACGAUGACGACAUGAUUCACAACGGCACUAAGGAUCUUGAGGGUGAUCAUCACAAGAGUGUUGCAUCGCAGAUGAAGGAGUACAUGAAGGGUGUGCUCAAGGGCAAGAACUCCCUCGAGAGCUUCGUGGACAAGGUCAAGAGGUCAGGUCUUGCUGAACCAAAGGACUCCCAGAUUCAGUCCGAGUGCAAGAGCUUCUUUGUCAAGGCUCAGAAGAUGAUUGCCAAAGCUGCAGCUCUGGAGGCUGGCAACAAGUCGAUGCUGGUGAGAGUGCGCAAGGCGGCGAAGAAGGACAACGCAUGCAGCUACGACAAUCCGAACGUCAGCGAGCAAGUCCAUCUCAUCGCUGCCAGAUGGAAAAGUGAUUCCGAAGACGAUGAGAUGCAGCAAUACCAGUCAGAUCUCGACAUGAGCAUGGAUACUCAAACUUCGGAGGCUUCUGCAAGCACUCGAGUUCCUGACACCCCGACCUCGCAGCAUGUGCUAGAGCCGCACCUGGAUGGGAAGUUUGUUUCCGAAACCACGCUGGCUUCGAAGAUUCUGUGGCAUUGCGUUGAGGAGAUUAACGCACUCCGGCGGAAGCAUGGGGGCACUGCUCUUUGUGUGUUCAAGAUUGGUCUCACGUCCGAUCCUGUUCGGCGAAGCCAAAGCUAUUUCGAUCAGAACUUCCAGUCCUUCCUAGUGCUGCACAAGGUAAGCCGGCCAGAGCUGCUGGGGAUGCUGGAGAUGCUUGAGGCUGCAUUGAUUGCAGAAUUUCAUGAUGGCGAACGCUGCUGCCGAAACAAACAAUGGGGCGGUGAGAGUAUGCGUAGGAUGAUUGGCUUUUUCCUGCUGUCUCGUUCCCAUUUUAACACUUGCUCGGCCAAGGUCCCCGCGAAAGAUCUCGUCGAGGAUGCCCGCACGGCCCUGAAGAGAGAUCCUUGCGAGCUGUUGGCCAAGAUUGCAAAGAUUAAGUUGUCUAGCGCUGAUGCUCCCCUCUACAACUUGCUGCAGAAACAUGGGCUGGGUUUGCCUAUUGACUUUAGCUGGCAGCAGGCUGGCAGGGUGCUACAGUACCCUUUCAUAAAACCCAAGGCCCUGGUGGAAGCUAUGAGCGAGCAAGGCUACUUUCAUCGAGUAUUGGGGCUGCCGGUUCACUUAGCAUCUGAAUCACUUGCUUUGUUUUGGACGAAGUUUCGAGCACUGCACCCUCAACACCAAGUCUUCCAAAACCCUGGCAAUCUUGAUUAUCAGAAACUCAUCCCCUACUACUUGCAUGGUGAUGGGGGGCGAGGGUACAAGAAGGAUCCCAUCGAGAUCUUAUCUAUGUUUCCAGCCCUUGGUAGUGGGUCGAGGAAGAGACCUGUUGACUUAAGUUCGAAGCGACCAGCAGAAGCUGAAAUCGAGCUUGGUAUCAACUUGCAAGGGAAUUCCGGGGCCUCGCGGUUCUUGUUUUCUGUCGUCAGCAGUUUGGUGGCGAAGGAAGAUGCACAAAUAUUCGAUGAUCUCAUGGAAAUUUGGGGUCGAGAAUUGCGGUCGCUCUUUGAGCAUGGUUUUCAUGCCCAAGGGAGCACCUGGCGCAUCCUUAUUCUGGGUUUCACUGGGGACUCUCCUUUCGUGAAGAAGGUCGCAAAGAGUGUCAGAUCGUUUCAUAAUGUUCGUAAGGGCUUCACUUCACAGAGCGUUCAGACAGGGUGUUGCUGGCUGUGUAAUGCUGGUUACGAAUCGCCGGAGGACCGUAUUCAUAUUCCCUUCGAGCAUCUGGGCUUCGCUCAGCCUGCUUGGAUUCAGACAGGCGGACUGAGCAACCCGCUGCCGUGGACUGGUGAUGGAGGCGCACUGCUGCGACACAUGCUGGUGGAUGCAGGCGACACGCCUGCAUCUUUCUUCCGAGCAGAUUUUUUUCAUGUCUGGCACGCUGGUGUAGGCCAGGAUUUCACUGCGAGUGCAUUGGUCUACGCCAUGAAGGUCCUGAUUGGAUUGGGGGGUGUAGUUCGCGACCUCAACGCCGUGAAUGCCCUCCUGAAAACAUGGUUGCGCGACUCAAAGAGCAAGCUCCAUUGUGGACGUCUUACGCCAGAUUUAUUGGGGUACCACGGCACGCGGGAGUACCCUGAGGGAAAGUGGUCCAAAAACAUGGACACAGCGGUGGUCACGAAAUUCAUCGUUCACUUACUUGAACUCCCUGAUUUUGAAGCAACAGUGCGGGGCGACGACAUCUUGCGGGAGAUUUUGGCAGCUGCAAAGGCAAUAGGCCGGGUGAUUUCAACGUGCAUGCGAGCAGAGUACUUCAUGUCCUCCGAUCAUACGGAAGCUGUCUUCCGAAGUGGCCACGAAUUUCUCAUGCUAUAUUCGGCUCUCGUGCAGAAGUGCUACGAUCGAUCAUUUUGCCUGUUCAAGCUGCGGCCUAAAAUCCACUACCUCAACCAUAUUUUUUUACGAGUCUAUCAGGAAUGGUUGUGCGACGGCUUCGCCGUCAAUCCUAUGUCUGAGGCCGGACGCAUGCGCUUUUGGGUGACCCUGCUCAGUGGCGAGAAGGCCUGCGUUGUCGCGCAAAGCAGCGACACGCUUCGCCAACUCCGAGACGUGGCACAGCGAGCACUCGGCAGGCCUUUGCUGGGCUUUGCUCCGUCCGACUCCCCCGGCGAGGUGCCUUUGCCCUUGGAUGCCACGAUUGCGGAGCUGAAUCUUCCCCAGGACUCCGUGCUUGCAGCCCUGGUCGGCCGCUUGCGUGUGCAGAGCACACGAUUUGCCUUCGCAGCUUGCCAGGGCGAUGGCUCGGUGGUGUCAUGGGGUUCGCCUUUCGCUGGUGGAGACACCAGUGAGGUCGAUCAUGAGCUGAUGGACGUCCAGGAGGUCGCUGCCAAUUUGAUGGCAUUUGCUGCUAUUCGUGUCGAUGGCUCUGUGGUGGUGUGGGGCCAUCAGUCCUGCGGAGGUCAGAUAGACGAGAGCUUGCAAGCCAAGCUGAGUGAGAAUGGCGGCGUCCGACGAAUCGUGACCACAGACCGGGCCUUUGCUGCUUUGAAGCGCGACGGCAGCGUUGUGAGCUGGGGCUGCAUGUAUCCAAGUGCACAAACCCCGGACCUUGGAAGACGGCGAAUUAGCAGCAUCUACUCAACCCGCGCCGCCUUCGCAGCUGUUGAUGCAGACGGCGGCGUAGUUGCAUGGGGCCACGCAGCUUGCGGUGGCGAUUGCACAGCUGUGGCCCAGCAAGUGCAGGAAGGUGUGACGCGAGUGUAUUCGACCGACAACGCUUUCGCAGCGCUGCGACGCGAUGGUUCUGUCGUGACUUGGGGAUCCCAGACCGCCGGUGGCAACUCAGAUGUCGUGCAUGACCUGCUUCAACAAGGAGUGCAGAAGGUGGUCGCAACAGAGGCUGCCUUCGCCGCUCUGUGUGCCGAUAGAAGUGUGGUAGCCUGGGGCGACCACCUUGCUGGUGGAACUCUGGAGGUGCCGCUGCAGGAUGUUGCUGACCUUUGUUCAUCGGGCAGUGCUUUUGCUGCACUGCAGAUGGAUGGAACCGUCCGGACUUGGGGCAACGAGCUGGCCGGCGGCGGCAGUACCGACCUCCCGACUCGAAUCUCCCGGCUUUUCGCAACGAACGAAGCCUUCGCUGCAAUCCGGAUCGAUGGGACCGUCGCGACAUGGGGUGACCCAGCCUCGGGCGGCAACAGCGAUGCUGUACAACACCUCCUGCAUGACGUGCAGGAGAUAUUUGCCACAAAGGCGGCAUUUGCUGCGCUUCGGUCAGAUGGCUCUGUCAUUACUUGGGGCAGCCCGAUGUAUGGAGGAAACAGCUGCCGUGUAGAACAUCAGCUUCAGGGAGGUGUUGCACGCGUCUACGCUGCCGAGUGUGCCUUUGCUGCUGCGCGCACAGACGGCUCAUUGGUUACGUGGGGAUACCCACGCUACGGCGGUUGCUGCGAAGCUGUGAGGCGAGUGAAUGUGGCCAAAGCACUGCUUGCUAUCAUGCAAGACCUGUCUGUGUCGCAGCACUGUGCUUGUGAGAAACUUCUCAUACUGCCCCUCUCAUGGAGCAUGGCUGAUGAGCUGGCUGCACUACAGCAUGCCUGGGAGACAGAGCAACAGGAGCUCCUCCGUUCCGAGAGAGUACUGCAGGCACUUCGACAAGCACAGGCAUCCCUGCGGCAACGACUCGAUGACUUGCUCGAUGAGUGCCAUCAUCUUCGCGAGGAGGUCGUUGAGAACAAUCCUGUGGCGGCGGCAUGCGUCGCAGUGGAGCAGGAGAUUGAGGCACUUUAUGAGGACCUCGAAGCCCUGGGCCCUCGGAAAGCCUCUUUGGUGCGGGAGCAGCGGAUGCACCUCCAGGCGCGAGAAGCCUGUCGCGCCCUGGAGAUCGACCGAAACCGCGCCUGCCAAAACCUUCGGGAGGCACAGAAGCCCUUGCAAGAGCAGCAUGCUGCGGUGGAAAGCCGCAUCCAGGCUGCAGAGAUCCAGGCUCGAUCCUUGGUGUCCGCAGAGGUGCAGGCGCGGGCUGAGGAGCAAAGAGAGGAGGCCCAGGAGCAGCUGCAGAAAGCACAGGAGGAGGUCGCUGAAAUGCGCCUGAAGUUGGCAGACUCCUGGGUUGCGGACAGGGUAGCGGACUCUGAGGAUAUGCAAGCCCUGGAAGAGGUGGAGAAAUCCUUGCAGUGGCUUGCGAACACCCAACAUGCUGCAUCCGCACAGACACAGCUGGUUGAGCGACUGGAGCGUAAGAAGGGCAGCCUUCAACAGCGCUUGCGAGAGGUCUCGGAAGAGAAGGCAGCACUACAGUCGACUCGCGUGGAUUUGGGAGAUGCUGGCAAGGCGAUGCGUGAAACCAUGGCCUCCCAAAGUGAGGGCUAUGUAAAGCAGCUGGUGGGCUUGGAGGAAGCCAGGCGUGCCGCCGAUUCGGACAGGAUCAAGCUGAUGCAGGACUGCGCCGACAUGCAGGAUAAGCUGGAUGGCCUGAACGCCCGCGAAGCUCGCCAGGCGUCGAUCAAGGGCCGCCACACUCAGUUGCAGGUUGCUUGCCGCUGCGUGGCUGAUGAGAGCCACCGGCUCCGAGACAUGAAUGCGGCGUUGGGCGAGAUGCUUCUGAGCGAUGAGACGCCUACGGAGUUCACGCACGACGACAGCGAUGCCGACGCGGUGAUGCGCCUGCUGCUGUUGCAAAAGAAGCUCGUGGAUCGUCAGGAGUCCUAUGCCGCAGAAAGGGAGCAGCUGGGAGACAAGGUGCGCGGCCUCGAGCGGAAGGGAGUCUCGCCGCAAUUCUUUGACCCUGCGCCUACAACGACGGCGGCAACAUCGACACAGGCUGCCUCUGGCUCACUGGUCAGCUCAGUGCGGGAGCGCUUCUCGCAAUUCCGCGAUGUCGCCUUGAAGCGGGCGUAA
Molecule: messenger RNA, 8925 nt
Organism: Symbiodinium necroappetens
Lineage: Eukaryota; Dinophyceae; Suessiales; Symbiodiniaceae
Source: the annotation of a GenBank genome assembly